AUGCACGGCAUCAAGCUCAUCCGUAGAUCAUACUCCAGCCCUCAUCUCACCUGCAUAAAGUACCCUCAAACACUUGAAGUCCUCUGCAAAAUUCACGACGGCGAGUGUGGUAACCACUUGAGGGCCAGGUCACUUGCCCAGAAAACUCUAAACGUAGGCUAUUUCUGGCCUACCAUGCGCCACGACUCCGCUGAAUAUGUCAAAAAUGUGAUCAUUGCCAACGAUACAAGCCGAUCCCUAAUCUGCCUGCCGAAGUUUACCAUCCGUAAAACAGUCCAUGGCCAUUCAUGUAAUGGGCCAUCGACUUAG
Molecule: messenger RNA, 309 nt
Organism: Prunus armeniaca (apricot)
Lineage: Eukaryota; Viridiplantae; Streptophyta; Magnoliopsida; Rosales; Rosaceae
Source: the annotation of a GenBank genome assembly